AUGUCGUCAGACUUCUACUGCAGAGAUGACCUGGUGGAGAGGGGGUCCAUCCCCCUGGACAUCGACAACGUCCACAUGCUGCUGCAGGUGGAACAAGAGCAGAUCCAGAAGAAGACCUUCACCAACUGGGUCAACGCUCAGCUGGCAAAGCGGAGGCCACCGUGCAUGGUCCUGGAUCUGUUCAAUGAUUUCCGUGAUGGCUCCAAACUAUUGGACCUGCUGGAGGUGAUGAGCGGCCAGCGCCUUAGUCGGGAGAGAGGCAGAGGAAUGUUCCAGCACAGGAGCAACAUUGAGAAAGCCCUUUCCUUUCUAAAGAAGAAAUCGAUCAAACUUGUCAACAUAAACAUUCCUGACAUUAUUGAUGGUAAACCCUCCAUCACAUUGGGCCUCAUAUGGACAAUCAUUCUGCAGUAUCAUAUCGAGGAGUUGGCCAGCGGCCUCUCAUUCAGCUCCCGUCAGUCCUCCAUGGAGUCUUUGACCAGUCUGGACUCGCGCUCCACCCUGUCGAGCCGCUCGGCCAGCAGCAGUCCUGUUCCUCCCAGAGGUUCACCGCUACACAACCGUUUUAGGGUUUCUGCCAAGAAGGCCCUGCUGCUCUGGGUCCGGGAACAGUGCCACAAAGCUGGCUGUACAUUAAAUGUGAAAGACUUCAAAGCUAGCUGGAGGAGUGGAGUGGUCUUCCUGGCGAUCUUGUAUGCUCUGCGGCCUGACCUGGUGGAUCUAUCCAAAGCCAGAACCAGAAGCAACAAGCAGAACCUGGAGGAGGCGUUCCGCAUCGCAGAGAAAGAGCUGAGGAUCCCCAGACUGCUGGAGCCUGAUGAUGUGGAUGUUCGAGACCCUGAUGAGAAGUCCAUUAUGACCUACGUGGCGCAGUUCCUGCAGUACUCCAGGGACCUGCCAGUGCCAGAGGAAGAAAUGCAGACACAAUACCUGUCUCUUCCCAAAAGUCCUUCUCCUAUUGAUCUUCCUGUUCACUACACUCCUGCUAUUUCUGCUUCACCUCUGCGACAGGCGUCACCUGAUCAAAAGGCAAAGGAAGUGACCUGCUGGCUGGUUCAGGCGUACAAUGAGCUGCUGGAGGGAUGGGACUCCACAGAGGGAGAGAGCUACUCUGAGAGAUACCACGUAUUUCAUACCUUUCUGGUGUCCUUUAAUGAGCAGCGGCGUCCCAUCAUGCCUUUGUUGACAGCGAUGAGGCGAACCCCGAAAGUGAGCGAGGAGCAGCGAGCUCUCAGAGAGGCGUGGGAUGCCCUCACUGAAAAGCUACGUGAAUACAAAAUCGAGCUAGAUAUGAGUCUCCCAGCUCCGUUGGACAUGGUGGCUCGCUGGCUGCUGAAAGCAGAGGGGGCUCUGGCUGAAGAGGAGGGUGACCCACAGGACCACGGCCGAGCCGCUGAUGAAGCACGGGAGAAACAGGAGCUGCUCAAAGUUUGCCUGGAGGAGAUGCCGCAGCAUGUGAAGACCUUCCAAUCCUUCCAGAACUUGGAUGAGUAUGGAAACAUGAUGGUUCCUACUGACAAGAUGGAUGAACUAAAGAGAAGGUUCACCAGUGUCAGAGUGUCUGCUAAAUACCAUGGGAUCAAGCUGGAGUACCGGGAGCACCGCCACACAGUUUUGGAUCUGUUGGGGCAGAUAAAGACCAAACUCCGGGUCUGGAAGAGACCUUAUAUUUCCCCGGAGGCUGUCAGGGUGUUGCUGCAAGAAUGGCAUGAGCUGGUAAACACUCAGGAGCUGCCUUCUAUGUUGGAAGCAACUCGUCAUAAACUGAAGCAGGUUUCUGAGAGAUACUCAAGCAAAUCAGCCCUCGCUGCAGAUUACCACCACGUCAGUCAGCAGGUGAAACAGCUGGAGGAGGACAGUGCCGGGGUUUUGAAAGAGGUGACUGCAGCCAAGAGCACCAUGGGACGGGUCCUGUCAGCCUGGGACUCCUACAGCGACUGCCUCAGCUCCCUGCUGGCUUGGCUUGAGCAGGACUCUGUAACACACAGCCAUGGCCACAGACCAGAGGUGACUUCUGAGUCUAUUGCCGAGUGGGGUUCCCGACAGGCCCACCUGAACGAGGUGGGUAACUUCCUGAUCGAGUCAACAGACCCUCAGACCAGCAGGACCCUGGCGGAGGAGCUGCGCAGACUUAACAUGCGUUGGGCUGAGUUUGUCAAGAGAAACACAUUCGAUAGCAUGGCUGCACCCAGUGUUGACACCCAGGCUACACCCCAGGAUGUCCAGGCUCUGAUCAGAGAAGCCUCUCUCAUUCUCAAGGAGCCUCUGGAGGCCAUGGCAGCUCCUCUACGUACCUACAGAAAAAGAAUACAGUUCAUAAUGAGAAAAAUAAAAGACGUGGAUCUGGAGGCUCUGGCUCCGUCCCCGGAAUGCCCAGCAGAUCAGUUACAGAAACUGAAGCUUGCUAUACCUGAAGUGAUGCAGACCUUGCUUGACGCAGAACAGGUGUGUGCAGAGCUGCAGCACAGUGUGUUGGGUCUGGACAGUCGCCUGGCUGAACUCCUCCACUGGGAGGCUGAAGCCAGGGAGCUUUACCAGUUGCUGAGGGCCGCGGAGCGACAACAGCGGGGCCAAGACCCACGAGCCAGGGUCCUGAUAUCCCAUGGUCUACAGCUGGAAGGUCAGGUGGUCACAGAAGAGCAGGACCUACAGGUCAUGGUGAUGACGAGCCAGAAGGACUCUCCCAUCAAGUACCUCCACGCCUCCUCCAUGCAGGACCGAGUGCGAGCCGCUGUCGCUCAAUCACAGGAGGCUGUCGGUAUGCUGAGCAGCCUGGGAGCCAGAAGAGACAGAAGCAGAAGCCCCCCAGAAGGGCCUCCUCCCUCAAAAGUCUUUAUUCAGGCUACAGGAAAGCCUCAACAUCUGACAGAGUCAGACCAGGCCAGACACCCAACUCAGCAGCCCGAGACAAAGUUAGUUUCUCAUCAGUGUCAUGAAACCUUUGUGCCAAGGAUAGUGGUGCAGGAAUACAGAGAAGAAAAGAUGACUUCUCCUCCAAUGCCAUAUACCUACGCACAAGCUGUGAUGCAGACCAGGACAAAGUCGCCACCAGAUUGCCAGGCUCAUGCCUGGCCAGCGACCACUGCACAAGAGCAACAGCAGUCUCAGGAGCAAGGAUUGAUAGCAGAGCAACAGCUACUGCAGCAAGAACAAGUUAUAAGACAGAUUGAAAUAGAGCUACAACAGAAAGAACUCAAACAACAGCAACCACAAGGCAUACAACAGCAGGAGCCUUGGCCAGCACAAUCACAACAGCAGCAGAAUCAGGAACAACCACAGGUGGUGCAGCAGCAGCAGCAGCUAGAAAUGCAUCAAUAUCAAGUUCAGCAACAUGUAAUUGCUCAUACACAGAUUGAACCACAAGUCAGCCAGACACAAGAGCACCACGAGCAGACUUUACCACCUGUAAGGAAGCCUCCUCUGAGCUCCCAGGGGCUUCAAAGCAGAAAGGCUCAAGCCAUGAAGAACCGGCCCUGGCUUCAGAAGGCAGCCACAGGAGAGCGUAAAACUCCACAUCCAGUACAGGAUUCCACUCAGGAACCUAUUCAGACCACACAGACACAGCCACAGUCAGACAGAGAAACAGUGACACCGGUUCAUGUUGUUUCACCGGAUGCCAGGCCACAGUCUGAGACGCAUGCAAAGUUUAUUGAGAACCAAAAACAGCAACAAAAACAAAGACAGCAGCUUGAAAAUCUAGAGCAGCAGCAGCAACAACAACAACAAAAGGAGAAGCAUCAGCAAGAGCAGCACCCGGCAGCAAUCCAAGUGCAGGUUCAGUCCACAAGUGUGUCCCACACUACCACAGAUAGUCAGCAACCACUGAAGACCAUGUCCCACACCAGCUCAAUACCACAGUCUCAAGUCCAUACUCAGUCAAUGGCCCAGCCUCAAACCUAUGCUCAGCCAGGUCACGCCCAACCUUCAACUCAACAAAUCCGAGCUCAACCUGUAGUCCAGCAUCAGGGUCAUCCUCAGCCUGUGACUCAGUAUCCGACACAUGCUCAGUCAGUGGUCCAGCACCCAGGCCAUAUUUCCCAGAGCCAAAUCCACACUUGGACUCAAGUUAGAGCCUCAUCCCCAGUGUCCAUCCAGCAUCCACAGGCUACAGCACAACCUCCGUAUUACCCGCAAAGUUACUCCCAGGGUCCGUCUCCCUCCCAGCAGUGGACACUCAAACAGGAUCCUCAAAACCAAGCCAUUGCCCAGCAGAGGCAUCCAAUUCCCCAACCAUACCCUCAGCAAAUAGUUCAAGCUUCACAGUCUCAGGCUUAUCCAACAGUUCAGGCUCUACCGCAGUGGCCCCAAGCUGGACCCCAAAUGGGACCUCAGAUGGGGCCCCCCGAAUAUUCUCACAUGGGGCCAUCAUAUACUCAGCCUCAAACACAGCCCCAAGUAAGACCCCAGAGUUCCAUGCAACAACAAUCUCAGGUGAGAGCUUAUGAUAUGUUUCAUAUCCAGACACAACAAGGCCAAGUUCAACAACAACCUUGGGCUCAGACACUGGCUCAAAUUCAGCCCCAGCCUUAUCCCCAGCCUCAAGCUCAGCAAUAUUCACAGGUUCAGCAUCAGCAUCAAACUCAGCAUCCCCAAUCAAAACCACCACACCAAGCCCAUCCUCAGUUUCCUUCAAAGCCCCAGCUUCAACUUCAGCUGCAGACCCAGUCCCAAACACACAUCCAGACACAAUCAUCGGUGCAAGUAAAGCCAAAUGCCGAAUCUCAGCAAUCUCAGCUUAAUCUUCAGUUCCAGCAGCCAGCUCUACAACCACAACAUCAGGCCCAGCUCCAACCACAACCGAAGAUUCAGUCACCAACUCAACCAAAACGCGAAUCACCUCCACAGCUCAAGCCUCCAGCCCAAUUAGCACCACAACCAGAAGUUCAAUCACCAACUCAACCUAUGGCUCGGUCACCAACCCAACCCAAGGCUGAAUCACUGCCACAACCUAUACCUGAGUCCCAGCUGCCACCACAACCCAUGGCUCAGUCACCAAUCCAAGCCAAGUCACCACCACAACCUAAAUUGCAGGCCCAAACUGCACCAUUACCUGAAGCUCAGUCACCAACUCAACCCAAGGCCCAGUCAAUGCCACAGCCCAAAUCUCAGGCACCGUUACCACCACAGCCCCAACAUCAGGCUCAGUCACCACAGCUACCCAAGUCCCAAAUGACACCACCACCACCUGAAGCUCAAUCGCAGACUCAACCCAAGGUUCAUUCACCAACCCAACCCAAGGCCCAACCACUGCCGCAACCCAAACCUCAGGCACAGUUGCCACCACAGCCCCAACUUCAGGCUUCGUCACCACCAUUAACCAAGGCCCAAACAGCACCACUACCAACGGAAGCUCAAUCACCAACUCAGGCCAAGGUUCAGCCACCAACCCAUCCCAAGGCCCAAUCACUGCCACAACCCAAACCUCAUGCUCAGUUGCCACCACAGCUGCAACUUCAGGCUCAAACUGCACCACAGUCCAAGGCUCAGUCACCCCCACAGGCCAGACCUCAGACCCAACCAUUUCCACAGUCAAAACUUCAACCUCAGUCUCCUCCACAACCCAAACCUCAACAACCCCAAACUGUUCUCCUCUCACAGGUCAGUGUGCUGCCUCAGUCCCUUGCUGAGUCACCAGACUUGUGCAUUACACCUCCAGCCCUGGCCCAGGCACCUCCCCAGGCCUAUUCAGAGGCAUAUGCCAAGGCCCAGGCUUUGGCCAGAAAUGGCUUUGAGGAGGCCAAGCACUGUCUGCAGGAGCACAUCCGGGAAACCAUUAACAUUUUUGAAGACAAACGUGUAUCAGCUGAGAAAGCAUCAGUGAAAGAGGAGACUCUCAGGACCUUGGACCCAGAGUUGCUGGAGGAGUUCUUGAGAGCAGCCAAGGGCAUGGAGGCCUUUUGUACCCCCUCACAGCUCAGAGACAUGGAGUUCUACACCCAGUCUGUCAGGGCACAGUGGGAGACCCUAAGAGCUGAGAUCUCAGGCUUUUUGCAGCAAAUACGUUUUGAAGUAACAAGGAAAAACUUUAAGACAGCUGCCCUGCAGUGUGAGAUGCACUUAAAGUCCCGAUUAGAAAAUCAUGCACAGGCUUGCAUCUCAGCGGAUGGCAGCUUUGCCCAGGCAGGACAGCACCUGGAGGCCUUGAAAGAGUUGUGUGACACCUUGAGCCCUGAGGAUGCUCACCGCCUGGCCCAGACUCAACUGAGAGAGUGUGAGAAGAGGCUGGCUGCCAUCCAGCGCCAGUUCAGCGGAGACCAAGAUGCACCACUCCCUGAUACUCGGAUUCCUGUUGCCUUCAGUGAGGAUCUGACCACGCAAAAGGAACCUACAAAACCAAGUGACAAACCUCAGGUCUCAGCUGAGAUGUUUCAAGUGACAAAGGCAGUUGGGGUGGAGAGGAAGGAGGUUGAAAAGCAAGCAUCGGUAGAGGAAGAAGUCACCAAAAAGGAGGCUUUAGAAAGAUAUGAGAAUUGUAAGAGGACUCUGCAAACCCAGUUGGCUAAAAAUGAACAGAGCAUUAAGGAUGUUCCCUCUGACUCCGUCUCUCUGAAAGGCCUGCACACACGGCUCCAGGAAAUACAGUUCUUGAGGCAAGAGACAGAGUCUCUGUGGUCUGAGUAUGCAAACCAGUGCUCCCAGUGUUCCCAGGUGAGCGGGAACACUGGUCUGGAGCAGGAGAAGGUGGAGCUACAGGAGCAGUGGCGCAGCCAACAGUCCAACCUUCAGAGGAGAGGCAGCUCACUGGGUGCCGCCCUCAGACAGAUCGACUCCACCGAGAACCACAUGGUGGACUUCACCGACCGUCUGGACCGCUACCUGAGGCAGCCCAAAGACAUCACUGCCUUCACGCUGGCCAACACCAACAUCCUAAAAGAUAUUAAGGAACUGGAUGACAACAUACAGAGUGAGCUGGAUCAAGUGUCCCGUCUGGACCCUGAAUCCAGCGAUCUGGACCCCAGAGACUGCUUCCCUCUUUCCCGUGAGGUUGAGACUCACAGAACCAGCCUGGAUCAGCUUCGACAGCAGGUCCGGAAGAGUGAAGCAGCCGCCCGCGCCCUUGACCGCUUUCUCAUGUCGUUGCGUACUGUGGAUGAAGAUAUUUCUGGAGUCCAAGCCGCCCCCUGCAGUGAUGCUCAGGUACUGCAGGACUGUUGCUCCAAGCUGGCUCUGAUCAGGCAGAGCGUCGACAGUCUGAAAGAAAAGGCGCCUCAGCUGGAUCUGCUCCUGCAAGGGGCCAGGCUGACAGUCACCAGGGAUGGUGUCCCGGCCUCCUGCCUGGACAUGGUGACUGCCCUGCUGAGAAGGCUGGAGGAGGCUGACAGUGGGCUGGCCAGCCAGCAGAGGGACAUCCAGAAGGAGACACAGAGCAGAUCCCUGGGCCUGAGGAAGAGGACGAUGCUGGGGGAGCUGAGGAAGCUGCAGGAUACGAUUGAAAAUCAAGGCCUGAACGAACCCACCAUGCCUGCUGUACAACACAGGCUUCGUGCCUUGUCAGAUUUGGAGGGUCAGCUGCAGGCUAAGCACGCAGAGCUCCAGAACCUCCGUGAACUUCAAGAGAAACAGGGAGGAGGAGAAAACCUCUAUCAGGAACUGGAGACCCAGUGGAAGGACACUCAGAGAGCUUUUUCUGACAGGUAUAAGCAGUGCAGCAACUUGCUGGAGCUUCUGAAGAAGUUCCAGAGCUGCCGCAGUGACCUGAGCAACACCAUGCAGAGGGCAGAGCGGACGAUUAGUGAUCAGGCUUCCUACAUGGGCAAGGACAACCUGCACAGAUGUAUAACUAAGGUCCAUGAUAUUAAGGAGGAGCUCAGUGGUCUUGGGGAGCGUAUGGAAGAGAUGAGGGGAGUUUGCAGACAGCUGCAGUCCCAACUGAAGAAGUUCCCAGACUGCAGUGAGACUCCCUUUGAAUCAGAGGCUGACACACUCAUGGACAACUGGCUGGACGUGACAGAGAAGACCGAUGCCUACAUGGAUAACCUACAGGUGGGCCUGGAGCUGUGGGAGAAGCAGCUGAUGCUUGGGGGAGAGGUGGACGCCUGGGCAGGGUCCAAAUUGGCUCUGUUUGCAGAGAGCCAUCCCUUCAACAAUGAGCAACAAGUACUUGACAUGAGGGAUGAGAUCCAUGCCAAUGAGGAGAACAUUGAGCAUUUCCACAAGAAGUCUGUGGAGAUCCAGGAGAUGCUGCAGACUCAGGAGGCACCGCUGGAGCUGCAGGUGAUGGAAACCCAGCUGAGGAAGAGGAUGGAACAGGUGAAGGAGCUGUUCACCGACUGCACCGACGUCUUUAAGGAGCUGGUAGCUGUGAAGACACACCUGGCUCAGAAGAUACAGGAGUGCCAGUCAGACGUGGAGAAGAUCCAGUGUUCUCUCAGCAAGAUUGAUGUUUCACAGCCAAAGGUUGAAGCCCAGAUUCAGGAUCUGUGUGAUGAUCUGGAGGCUCGGGAGGAGCAGGCUGAGGCUGUGUUGAAGGAGGUGGGUUUGGUUUCCAGUGUGGCCAGUCCUCAGGUGCUGGAGGCGCUGUCUGUAGACUGCAGCAGGCUGAGGGAGGCCAUCUCCCACACCAAGGAAAUGAUCCACCUGAAGAGAGAGGAGAGGGACAAAGGCCUUCUCAAGGUUAUCAAAGAUGAAAGGCAGCUGUUUGAGGGAUGGUUCCAGGACUUGCAGCUGUCCGUCAAUGAGUGCUUUGAGAACCCUGAGAGCAGAACAGAUGUGGUAACAUCUUUGCAAAGACUCACUAGUUUCUUAAAAUCCAAGGAUGCAGAGAAACGUCUGGAGCAGCUGAGAGAUCGGCUGGAGAGAGGCAGCCAGCAGGUUCCUCCCCAGCAGCUCUCUGAGUUCACCGACUGGCUGAAGGAGCAGCAGGAGGAGGUGGGCACGUUCAGAACCCACUGCACCAACAGGCAGACACAAAUGGAGUCCCUCCUCAGUGACUUGAACAGUCUGCAGAAGCAACAUGAUAGCUUCCGUGAUUGGCUGCAGACCAAAGAAAAGCAGUCUGUGGAAUCAGACAAAGUCAAACUUCUUCUCAAAGACCUUCAGGAUGAGAGCGGUAGAGCUGAGACCCUCAGUGAGGUGUUAGCAACAGUACGCAGACAAGGCGUCAGAGCAGAAGGCCUCCUGAAGGGCGGAGAUAACUUGAUACAACGCUACCGAAACCUAGAAGCCAGGCUGCAGAAGCAGGCCGACGCUCAAAGCGCCCUGGAGGUGGAAUUUGACAAAUUAAACACUGAGGCUGAGAGCACCAGGACCUGGAUAACUGACCUCCUGCAACCCCUCACCUCCUCUGGAACAGACACCAAGACAGAGAAGAUGAAGAACAAAGCACAGGCUGUCCUGAGCUCCAAACCUGAGGGAGACUUUAAAGUGAACAACCUGAGAAGACAAAGUGAAAGUCUGUGUGAGCUGGAGGACAUGGAGGAGGGCAGGAAACAGGAGCUUCAGCGGUCAGUCAGAGAAACAGAGGAGCAGUGGAGGAUGGCUCUGCAGACAGCUGAACAGGCUCUCAGCAAGGCAGAAACAAAAGUCCUGUUAGACAAGGACUUCAGUGCUUUCAAAACCCAGAAUGAAAAUGUUCAGUCCUGGAUUCGAGACCAGGAGCUGAACCUGCAGUCACUUAGUGGUUGCAUACAAGUUGAAGAAAAGCCUCAGAUUGCACAAGCCACUCUGAGCUCCAAGCCUCAUGGGGAUGCAAAGCUCCAGGAUCUGAAGCAACGAUGCCAAAGUCUGUGUGACGACCAGGGCUUGGAAGAGAGCAGGAGACGAGAGGUUCAGGACGCAGUCAGACACACAGAGGAGCAGUGGAGGAAGGUCCUGCAGGCUGCCGAGGAGGCUCUCAACAAGGCAGAGGCCGAAGCUGCCACUGAAAGGGACUUUAAUGCUUUCAAAACCCAAAGUGAGAGCAUCCAGUCCUGGAUCAAAGAACAGAAGCAGAAGCUGGUGCCACACGCUGGUCAUAUGCAGUUUGAAGAAAGGCUACAGGUCACGCAGGCUGUGACGACCUCCAAACCUGAGGGAGAGUCCAAGCUGCUCGACCUGAAGCGACAAGGUGAAAGUGUGUGUGAGCAGCUGGAGGAGAGCAGGAAGGCAGAGGUUCAGCAGCUGGUAAAAGACUCAGAGCAGCAGUGGAGAACAGUUCUGCAAGCAGCCAGACAGGCAGAGCUCCGAGCUCUUUCAGACGACUUCGACACUCAGAGUAAAGACAUUCAGUCCUGGAUCAGAGACAGACAGCAGAGGCUACAGUCUGUGGGUGGUCACACCCCACCGGAAGAGAGAAGUCUCACAGCCCAGACCAUCUUGAGCUCCAAACCUGAUGGUGACUGUAUGGUAAACAAUCUGAGGAGGCGAGGCCAGGGUCUGUGUGACCACCCAGACGCAGACAAGGGCAGGCAAGCCCAUGUUCAGCAGACGGUCAGAGACACAGAGGAGCAGUGGAGGACAGUCCUGCAGGCUGCUAAACAUGUCGAAGAUGCUGCAGGAGCUGAGAUCACCCAGAGGACUGAGAGGAGAAAGUUGGAGCUGAGAGAAUUUGAUAUCCAUCAGCAGGAAACUGGCAGCUGGCUUACAGACCUCCAACAAAAAGUGGACUCACUGAGCAGCCAAACUAACGCUGAGGACAGACUGCACUCAGCCCAGGCCAUUAUCAGCUCCAAGCCAGAAGGAGACUCCAAGCUCCAGGAGCUCAGGAGACAAGGCCAGAGUUUGUGUGGUCUGGACCUUGAGGAACACAAAAAACAAGAGCUUCAACAAAAAGUUAGAGGUGCUGAGGAACAGUGGAUGAGAGUCACGCAAAAUGCUAAACAAGCGCUGGAUCAAGCUGAAAGGCAGUGUGCUCUGGAAGCCCAGCUGAGGGACUUUAAAGAUCUGAGUGAAAACACCAGAACCUGGCUGGAAGACAAGGAGCAGAGCCUGGUCUCUCUGGAUAGUCAGACAGACCUAGAAAAGACAAUAACCACCGCACAGAACAUCCUGAGCUGUAAGCCUGAGGGAGACUCCAAGCUGACAGAGCUGAAGAGACAGAGUCAGAGUCUGUCUGACCAGGAAGACCUGGAGGAGAACGUGAGACGAGAGGCUCAGCGGAGGGUCAAAGAUUCAGAGGAACAGUGGACGACAGUCCUGCAGUCCGCUGAGAACACUCUGAAGAAAGCUGAGGUCCAAUACUCGCUCUCCAGGGAGCUGGAGGCCUUCCGUACCCAAGCAGGGAGCACCAAAACCUGGGUUAAAGAGCUGCAGCAACAGGCCGAGUCCAAAGGGACCGGCACUCAGGGCACCCGGGCUCAGAUAGAGGACAGACUGAACACAGCUCAGGUCAUCUUGAGCUCCAAGUCCCAUGCCGAGGCCCAAGUGAUGGGGCUGAAGAGACGAGCACAGAGUCUUUGUGAGCAAAAAGACCUGGAGGCAGACAAGAAACAGGAGGUUCAGCAGACGGUCAAAGACACUGAGCAGCAGUGGACGACGGUCCUGCGGGCUGCUGGGGAGACACAGAGGCAGUUGAAGGGUGUUGUGGGGCGCCUGGUGUCCUGUCAGCACCAGCGAGACCAAGCUGAGGCCCGUCUGUCUGAGCUUCAGAAGCAGACGUCCGACCUGCCACGUGUCUUCCCCUGGCCAGGCCUGGGAGAGCGGAGGCAAGCGGUGGAGCAGGCCCGGAGCCUGCAGGACCAGACCACAGCUUUGGCCCCCGUUCUGUCAGACGUCCACACGCAGGCUGCAGAGCUGUUGGAGAUUACACAGGACCAGGGCUGGUCUGAUCCCUCCUGGGCAGCCAAAGAGGAGUCCAUUCCUGCUCUGCUGAAAGAGCUGACUGAUGCGGUAGCUAACCUGGAGCAGGGCAUCCUGACAGAGCGGCAGUGCACCCAGCUGGUGGAGCAGCAUGAAGCAGCCCAGGACUGGCUGAGGGAGCAGGUCAAAGGCCUGGGAGCUCCUCCAGCAGACAGACCGGGUCUGCACAGCACUGUCAACACUCUCAAGGCUUUGCUCCAGACAGUGGACAGGGAGCAGAGAGAGAUGAAGGACCUGGACUCUGCCAGGGACAGUUUGCUGAGUCUCUGUACCCCUGGAGGUCGGGAUGCCCUGACCCUGGAGGUCAGUCAUCUCCACGACCUCUGUGCCACCUCUGAACAGGAGGUGAAGGAGCGCCUGACGACCUGUGAGACGCAGCUAGAGGAGCUGGACGGUCAGCUUGCCAGGAGGGCCCAGGGACUGAAGGACAGAGCUGCUGCCCUCCAGUGGGAGCUCCGCUCUUUGGACCAGGCGCUCAGUUACAGUGAACCACAGAACAACAUCGCUCAGCUCCAACAGCACUGGCACAGCCUUCAGAACUGUGAGAAAUCACUAGAAGAUUUGGGCGUCAAAGUUCAUGACCUUUACCAGGAAGUAAAAGCUACACCUGCCACCGACGAGCUGCCAGCCGAAAUUAUCACUGUGGUCGAGUCCCUACGCCAGCAACAUGACAGUCUACAGUCCAGGCUUAGUGAGCGUCAGGGUACCUGCUCUGCAAACACAGCUCGCUGUCUGAUGGACAGUCUUCACGCUCUGCAGGAAUGGAACCAGAGCAAACCAUCGGAGUCCAAGUCUUCUCUGCAGGUGACAUUAGAGGAAGGUGAAAAGUUGCAGGUCAGCCUGCAGGAGGCGCUUUCUCACCAGCAGUUUCUAAAAGACUGUUUGAUGCCAGUCUUGUUUGAGAAACUGGAGAGAGAGGGUUCAGAGACACUCAGAAAAGCAGUGACACAGAAAACCUGUCUCAGCCAGAGCUUAAAGGAGCUUGAUGAAAGAAGUAAACAGAAGCUGCCUGAUGUCCUUCAUGGUAAUAUAGACGAGACAAAGACACCAGUAGUGGCACCACCAAGAAAAAACAAGCGCUCACCUGAGAAAAAACAUGAAGUUAAACUACAGAAAAGAAUUCUCGUAACAGAGAAAUCUACAUCUAUUGAUGAUGAAAUUCCAGUUUCAGCUGAGCUGCAAACUGAGGCUAAAACAUCAGAGCCUACUGUGACAGCAGUCAUGGAAGACACAAAAAUUCCUGGCAUGGAGAAAAACACAACUGAACCAACAAAAACAAAAUCUCAGAGUACGACACAUGCUUUAGAACCUUUAAGACCACAACGUUGCUACACCUCUGAAGAGGCACAGUUUAGAAGUAUAAAUCUAGAUAUCACUGCUGAGCCGGUCGGAGCUGAGCAAAUGAAGCCUACUGUUGAGGAACCUGUACUGAUCCAAAAAGUCCUUGAACAGUCUGCACCUGUUGUUAGUGAGAAAACUACACCUGUACCAUCCAGGAGAAAGUCCAAGGCUUCAGCAUCUGAUCCAGAGCCCACCCAAAGUAAGGUGCAUUCUGAAACGGUGAAAACCUAUAGUAAUCAAGAGAGUUGUGGAGAAACAAAGAAUAGAGCCACCAUUAUUCCAGAUGUAUCAGAGCCAUUUACGACUGGCCCUGUAACAACUGAUGCUGCAGGUGAACUCACCAAGAAGUCCUCCUCUAAGUCAGUCACAGAGCAAGCAACGACCACAGCUGUUGAGCAAGCCAAGCUUGGACGUACGAGCAAAGAGUCAGAGAGUCCAGAUGUGUCCUUAAAGGUUACCGCAGCAAAACCUGCACAGAUAAAGGGCGAUGCUGAGAAUCCAAUGUCUCUCCAAACUUCAGCGUUGAUCACAGAAACAGAUGCUGAGCAACCCAAGUCUGUACCAAAAAGGCCAGAUUCUAAGAGUUUUACAACUUCAGAACAAGUCGCUGCCCAAAUGAAAACUACAGAAGACUACGCAGAGCUUGAGGAAACUAAGGAAGAGCCUAAGAAAGAGAAGACUUCUUCAACUGCACAGGUGAUCACACAACCAGUUGAAACUGCUGUUUUGGGAGAGACUAACCUCUUGCCAACCAAAAGAAAGUCCAAGAGACCAAAACUUUCCCCAGAUCUUUCUAACAAGGAGAAAACACAGAGCACGGAAAAGCCUGACCAUCCCAUAUCUUUACUGAGAUCCAAUGAGCAAACUGAAGUUGCUGUUGAGGAGGAAGAAACUAAGUUUAUGCAAACCAGAUUGAAGUCAGAUACUGGUGAUGUUUCCACUGUUCCAGAGCCAGUAUCAACUGUUGAAGCAGGUUUGGGGAAGGAACCUGAGAAGUCUUCAACCUCAGAGUUUGUUCCAGAGCCAACUGAAAAUGCUGUUUUGGAACAAAGUCAGAUUUUACCGCCCAAGCGAAAAUCAAAGAGUCCAAAACUUCUUCUGAAACAGGCUGAGCAGCAGGCAACACAGAUGAGGGAAGGACCUGAAAGUCAAAGUUCUGCUUUGAGCUUGAGGGAGCAAACUGAAAGUGUUGUGAUGGUGGAACCUGAAGAUAAUUAUAGAGAACCUGACGCACCUGACCUGAAGUCUUCUUCAGCUCCGCAGGUGGUCACAGCACCAACUAUUGUUGUGAAAGGUAAUAAGCUUUCUCCAGCCAAAAGAAGAUCAGCUGGCUCAAAGUUGACUUCAGAACAUGCUGCCAAGGAGGUAGUAGAGACUAAACAAGAGCCUGAAGAGCAGAAGCCUUCCUUGAGCUCUCCAGAGUUUUUUCAAGGGCAAGCUGAAACUGCUGUUGUGGAACAAAUUAAGUUUCUGCCACCCAAGAGAAAGUCAAAAAGUACAGAACCUCCUCUUAAACUUGAUGACACUGAGGCACCUCAGACAAGGGAAGAAGUCAGAGAUCAGAAAUCUUCUUUGAGUUCCAAUGACCAAAAUGCUCUUACUGAAGAAACAAAGCUUGUAGCAACCAGAAGAAAGUCAAAGAGCGGUGAUUUUUCCAUAACUUCAAAGACCCAUGUUAAAUCACCUGAUACGGAGCCUGAACAAAAUAAGAAAGAACUUGACAGUCAAAACUCCUCAACUCCAGAUGCUGUCACAGGACCAACUCACAGUGCUGUUUUAGGUGCUGUUACAGAGACCAUAAAAGAGCCUGUCAGACAGAAGUCUGUAGAACAAACUGAAGCUGUUGAUUUGAAAGAAACAAAGCUCAUACCAACCCAGAGGAAAUCAAAAAGUUUUGAUGUUUCCACAACUCUAGAACCUGUCAUUGCUGGAAAUGUUGAUUUGGAGUCAAAGGAAGCUAUGAAAAAACUUGAUAGUGGGAGUGCUUAUUCAACUGCACCUGCGGUCACAGGAUUAACUGAAACUACUGUUGUGCAAGACAGAGAGCUCUUGCCAACCACAAAAAGGUCAAACAGUCCAAAAGUUUCUCCAGAAACUUCUCGCAUGGUGGAAACACAAGCUAUGGAAAAGCAUGGAAAGGGAAGUCAGUUUACUGAUGCUGCUGCUGUAGAAGAAACUAAGGUUAUGCCAGUAAGGAGAAAGUCAAAGGAAGGCCCUGACAAUCAGAGGCCAUCUCUAACUCCAGGUGUGGUCACAGGACCAACUGAAAUUGCUGGAAAUGAUGCUGUGGAAAAAGGUAAGCUUUCGCCAACCAAAAGAAAGUCGAAGGGUCUGGCACUUUCCCCAGAACAUGCAACCGCAGAGCUGUCAAAGACUAAGAAAGAGCCUGACAGUCAGCAGCCAUCUUCAACUCCAGAGAUGGUCACAACAACAAUCGAAACGACUGUUGUGGAAAAAGGAAAACUUUCACCAACCAAAAGAAAGUCGAAAGGUCUGAAAGUUUCCCCAGAACCUGCUGCCACAGAGCUGACAAAGACCAAGGAAGAGGCUGAUGCUAUAAAACCGUCUUCGGAUCCAGAGAUAGUCACAGGAACACCUAAAACUACUGUUGUGGAAAAAGGAAAACUUUCACCAACCAAAAGAAAGUCGAAGGGUUUGACGCUUUCCCCAGAACUUGCUGCCACCGAGCUGACACAGACCAAGGAAGAGCCUGACAGUCGGAAGCCAUCGUUAGCUCCAGAGAAGGUCACAGAAGCAACUGAAAUUGCUAAUGUGGAAAAAGGAAAGCUUUCACCAACCAAAAUAAAUUUGGAGGGGGUUGAACCUUUCACAGACCUUGUUACCACAAAUCUGACACAGACCACAGGAGAGCCUGACACUCAAAAAUCAUCUUCAAGUCUAGAGGUGGUCACAGAAACAACUGAAACUACUUUUUCACCAACCAAAAGAAAGUCGAAGGGUCUGAAACUUUCCCCAGAAGUUACAGAAGCCACAGAAUUGACAAAGACCAAGGAAGAGCCUGAUGCUCAAAAACCAUCUUCAAGUCCAGAGGUAGUCACAGAGACACCUGAAACUACUGUUGUGGAAAAAGGAAAACAUUUACCAACCAAAAUAAUGUUGGAGGGUCAGACCCUUUCCCCAGAACUUGCUGCUACAGAGCUGACACUAACCACGGAAGUGCCUGACAGUCAGAAGCCAUCUUCAACUCUGGAGGUGGUCACAGAAACAACUGAAACUGUUACUGUUGUGGGAAAAGAUGCACCUUCACCAACCAAAAUAAAGUUGGAGGGUGUUAAAGCUUCCACAGAACUUUUUACCUCAGAACUGACAUCGACCAAGGAAGAGCCCGACAGUCAGAAGCAAUCUUCAACUCUGGAGGUGGUCACAGAAACAACUGAAAUUCCUGUUGUGGAAAAAGAUAAACUUUCACUCAUCAAAAGACAGCAAACUGAAGGUCCUGUAAUGGAAAAAGCUAAGACCAUACCAACAAGCAGAGAGCCAAAUAGUGGGGAAAUUUCCACUGCUCCAGUAACAGCCUCUACACUCACAACAAAUACUGAUGAAACCAAAAAAGAACAUGAGCAUGUUGAGUCUUUUGCAACUCCAGAAUUUGCCCAUACUGAACCUUUGAAGACUAUCACAACACCCAUUUCAACUAUGGCUAAACCUCCACAUUCUGAGUUACAGGAGCCUAAAGACAAAUAUAAAGAGGCCCCAGAACAACCCAUUGCCCACUCUCUAGAGACAGUCUUGAGUGAAGUGUCUCAAACACAACCAUCUCUCUCCACUGAGCAUACAGACACACCAUGUGUUGCAGAAUACAUGGAAAAGUUAUGGGAAAACACAGCUGAGAUUCAGAAGAGAUAUCUGGUCCUCGAUCUGCCUGAGAUAGGAGUCACCAAGGCAUAUGAGAUAAAGCCAGAUCAGCCAGUGGCUGAAACUACCUCUGCUGUUUUUUCAGUGGUGCAGCCUCAUAAGGCAGAGACAGAGUUUUCGGAAAUACGCUCACCUGAGCAAGACAUAAUGAAGCCAAUUGAAGCUGUGAGUCAGCCGAAGCUCUUGAAGAACACAGAGGAAAGGCUCAAAGAGCACAGGGAACAUGGUGUCGAAGAGGAGCGUGCUAAAAUAUCAACACAUGACAUUCAUGAUGCACCUAAGAGCCUGGAAGAGAAGCCUGUUAUAGUGGAGGAAAUCCGCAAGGGGGCUGAAGUGCGCAUUCUGCAGCUAGAUAUACAGACCAGUCCAGAGGAGGAAAAAACAUCUGUCACAGGAGCAAAAAGCAUAGAUAUUGUUCAAACAAGUAUUGAGAGUGAAAGAGUGCCAAAAAACAAAGAUGAGACUGCUGCUGCGGAAGUUAUGCCGGAGAAGAGUACAAAUAAGAUGACUACGAUAGAAGUACGAGAAGGUACUGACCGGGAAGAUGAACGUGGUGUCAAAGAACAGAAUUCUACACUGUCGACACUUGGCAGGGACGAUGUACCCAAGAGCUUGGGUGUGAGUAUCGUAUUAGAUAUUCCGAGUAGUCUGGAGGUGGAUGCAAACACAUCUGGCACAAGAGUAAAAGAGCCAAGGAUAGAUAUUGUUCAAACACAUGUCCCGCAUGAAAGCUGGCCAGAAAACAAAGGUGCUGCUACUGUUGAUGUUACACCAGAGGACUCUGCAGUUGAAAAGACUACAGUAAAGGUGAAAGAAAGCAGUAUUGAAGGUCAAGACGAUGUGCCUCAAAGAGACUCUGCUCAAUCCACCUCUCCUGCCUCUGAAUCAGUGGAGCCACAUGUGUCAGAGACAGAAUUCAUAGAAAUAAGCAUAUAUGAGCAAGACAUAGUAAGACCAAGCCAAACUGAAACUAAGAUAAAGCUCUUGAAAACUGUCCAGGAUGGACCUGAAGAGGUCAAGGAACAUGGGGGCCAAGAAGAGCUUCCUGAAGUGUCAACCCAAGCUAUGCACGAUGUACCCAUGUGUCUGGAUGAAAAGCCUGUUGGGAUGGAGAAAAUUCCCAAAGGUGCUGAAGUGCACAUUUUACAACCAGAUACAGAGGUCAUUGUAAAGGAGCAUGAAAUCACGUCUUUUAUGAUCAGUACAGAAAGGCAAGAGACUGUGGCUGAAAGUGACUCCACUCAUCUGCCUACUUCUGCCGCUUUAACAGCUGCUCAGUCACAUGAACCAGGGACAGGGCUUGUAAAGAUGUCUGAAGAAGACCAGUUAAAACCAAGCCAAACUGUGACUCAGCUAGAACUCUUCAGAACCACACAGGAAAGACCCAAAGAGGCCAAGGAUCAGGGAGUCCACGAAAAACAUCCUGAAGUGUCACUAAAUGAUGUGCAUGAUGAACCAAAGAGCCUGGAUGAAAGGUCUGUUAAAAAGGGAGAAAUCCACAUGGGUGUACAUGAACACAAAACUGUCACAAUAGAUAAAGAGCCAAGGGUGGAACCAGGUAUCCAGCUUGAGACGGUUAAAGAAAGCAAGGAUAUGACUACAUCUGAUGCUCAGUCCGAAAGGUCUACAGUAAUGAUGGCCAGCGUAGAAGAAAGCUCGACUGAAUCCCUUUCAGAACCCAGUGUGGUCCCGAGAGCCCAAACACAAAGACACACAACAGAUGCAGAGGAAAAUAAGAAGGAAGACCAGAGGGAGCGGGAGAAGACAACAAUUCAGAAGGAGGAGAUGGAAAAGAUAGUCAUGCUAGAAACACAAAAAGUUCAGCUCCCAAUGGCCACGACCACCACCACUGGUGAAGUGAGGCUUCAGAGAGUGGAUUUGCCACAGCUGGAGCAGGUGUACACGGCUGACACGAUACCACCAACAUCAUUGCAGGCAGAUCAGAAAUCUUCAACUGACAUUAUGUGGGGUGAGGUGACCCUGGUGAGAAGAUUGUCCUCUCAGGAAAACAAUGCUCAAGCAGAAGCAAGUGUUGUGAAUACUGAGGAACUUGUUCUGGAAGCACCAGAAGAAUCUGCCAUGGGGAACAUCCUCACAGAAAUAAAGCUCCUCACAGAGACCGGACCCAACAGUCAACUCAUUGAGGGUAACCCACUUGAAGAUGCUCCAGAGGCUCUGAUUACAUCCACCAUUGAUCUGGACAAUCGUCUAAGCAGGCUGGUGUCUAAAGUCCUGAGCUGCAAAAACAAAGCAGCUGAGCUCAAUCCAACAGCCAUGGAGCAGCAGCUGAAGGAGGCUCUGGAAUGCCAAGAGACUGCCCAGGAACAGGUAUCAUUAGUUUCUCAGUUGAGAGGCACUGAUGCUGAGAACAGGGACAUUCUGGAGCUUGUGGAGGACCAGUGGUGUACUGCUGUUCAGGAGGCAGCUGCUGUCAUCCAGAGUAAAGAGGCCCAGCUGCAGGUUGUAAACGAUUACUGCAGACAGACCCAAGCAGCCAAGACCACGCUGGGGAGACUGUCAGCAGAACUGGACACCAUUAGAAUGUCCCCAGAGGAGAGCAGCUCCAAGGAGGCAGAGCGACUACGCUCCUUACAGAGAAGUAUGGAGGAGAACAGAGUGGUACUUGGGGAGAUGCUUGCGACCCAUAUGAAGUUAUGCCCCCACCUCAGCCGGUCUGAGCGAGCAACUGCACAGACUAAGCAGAGGAACCUACGAGAAAAGUGGAGAGACCUGGAAAGGGCUGUGGAGAGGACCCUGUAUCACACAAAUGCCCAUUCUCACGAGACCAGCAGCCUUCUGUCAGCAAUAUCAAGUCUUCAGGAAUAUUUAGAGAAAAUCGGCAAAGACCUUGAAGCCAAGUCACCUACAGUUACUCAGUGGAAUUGCAAGAAGGUGCAGGAGCUGAUGGUGGCAAAUGCUGAGGUUAAAGCUGCACAGCAAAAACACCUUCAUUUGCAGCAGCUGUUAGAGGAGCUACUCCUUAGCUCACGGUGGGAGAAGGAAACAAAAAACAUAGUGAAGGGGCUUCAGAGGGUCAAAGACCAAAUUUGCCACACAGAGGAACUAGUGUCCUCCCACACGCUGAGCAGCAGCAACCCCAUCAUGGAGAAAAUGAUCUUAGUGAUGAGGGAUGCCCUUGCCUGGGCGAAGCAGACAGAGAGUGACAUUGAGGGCAGGAGGAAGAGGGUGGCUCUCCUCCCUGAGGAGGUGCACCGGCAGCUCAGAGAUCUAAAGAAGCUGCAGUCUGAGGUCAUGGCCAAACAGGGCCAGUUGGAGUCACUGGUGGAGGAGGUGACGGAACUCCUUCCACAGCUGGACCAGGCUGAAGAGGUGCCCAUGGUGCGCUCUUCUCUGGAAUCACUUGAAGAACUCUCAAAGUCAACUACUGAGAAGCUAUCCAAGGCUGUGAGAGAGAUAGAGUCAGGACUGCAGACCAGAGAAAAGCUGUCUGAACAGAUUGCUGACCUAGAUUCCUGCGUUGUGGCUCAUCUGCAUAGAGAGGCGUCCAGGAGUGCAGACGAUGAGCUCAGGAGCCCUGCUGAACUUGAUCGCAGACUUCGUCAAAUCCAAGAGUCCCUGGCUGAGGCUGAGAGGCAAGCUGCUGUCUGUGAGGCUCUUCUAAUGAAGAGUAAAGACAUUGCCCCUGAACUCAGCAUCACAGAGAACUGUCAGCUUUUUAACAAGCUUACCAACCUCCAGGAUGACAUCCAAGCCAUCAGCAGUCAUGAGAAGUCCAACAAAAAGGAGCUGGACGAACUCACACAGACUGUAGACUCAUGCAAGAGCAACCUGGUUACUAUUGAAAAAAGCCUCAGGCAGAUGCUAGUAGAUCUGAGUAAACACAGGUACCCCAUCACAAGAGAGUCCCUGCAAGCUUUGGAGCCUUUCAAACUCAUGAUAUUGGAGCACAAAUCCCAGGUUGACCUUCUGCAACCGUGGAUUCCCCAGGAAAAGGCCCAGGAUUUGCACUCUAUUAUUUCUGAGCUUCACAGCAAAAUGGCCACCCUGGAAAUUAAGUCCAGAGACCAUGAGAGGUACCUGUACAUGAGGCAGAGUGUGGAGGACCUCAGGGAGAACAUUCAGGAGCAGGCCCGUCAGACCAAAGAAGACAGCAGGGAGCUUGAGGAGAAGUACAAACUCUGUCAGACCCUCCUCUUUCAGUUUCCUCUGAUAAAGUAUUUAUCUGAGGAGGCUCACUCCAAACUCCAGAUGAUCUCUGCUGAUCUUUACCCUUCACAGCUGACUGCAGAGCAGCAGAGGCUGAAACAAAACAACGAGACCCUUAGCACCUUGGAGAUGACACUCUACAACAACCUCAGCAUCCUCGACAGGAACCUGCUGAAGGACCUGGACCUCAACUCAGAGAAAGAUGCCGCUCAGGCCUUCCUUUGGAAGACCCUGCAGGAGCUCCAGAGACUCCCCAAGUUGGAGCCAAAUGAAACAGUGAUUAAAAAGGAAUACCAGAGAAUCAUGUCGUUAAAAAAGACUGUACAGUCGAGAAUGAGAGCACUGGAGGUUCUAGAGCAAAAGAAGGGAACCAGAGAAGGAAGUGGGUCCCAAAAUCUCAUGGACUGGAAGAAUGCAGUCCUCAGAGAAUGUGACUCACAAAUGGAGAACCUCUCCCAGACCAGAGAAUCUUUGAGAAGCUACACAUGUGCUGUGAGACAAGCAGUACAGUUCCUGAGGGACGUCGAGGUCUCACUGCUGCCACCACAGGGCUCCGCUGGACUCUGCUCUGAAAGGCUGGGGGAGACCCAGCAGGCGUUGGCCUCACUGCAGCAGCAGUUCCAGACCCAUAUGGAGCAGCUCCAGAGCCAGGCUGCCCCGCAUCCUUACCUGUCCUCCCAGAAGGUGGAGCAGCUCCAUGAGAAUAUCCUGAGCCAGCUCCUGGUGAGGAUGUCCACUCUCCAGGCAAAGGGCCACAUACGACUGGAGUGUCUCAGCAGGUGUGCAGAAAAUCACAAAAAAUACACCAAAUGCAAAGAUGAAAUCCUGCAGAGUGUGAAGAGUGUAGAGAGCAGCCUCCUGCAGGUUAUCUGUCUAAAGGUCACCUGUCUCGCCGACUGCACUGACCAGCAAGCCAAGCUCGGAGCUCUGUCUGAGGAGAUGGAGUCCCUGCAGAGGCGUCUGGAGGAGGUGAAGGAGUGGUGCCCGGAGCAGAGCUGUUGUGGAGGCAGGGAGGCCACCGUGACUGCUGUCUGGAGACGGGUGUCAAGACUACUUCGCUGCAUGCAAGAGCUGACGACUCGCAGUAAACAGAGGAUCGCAGAAUGGAGCGAAAUCACCAACAGUGUGGAGAAGGCCUCCAUUGUCCUGGAGCAGGUGGAGGCAGAGCUUCCUGAUGGCUCCCGGGUGAACGCCUCCACUGAGGAUCUUCAGGACCUGCUGCAGUCCUGGGAACAGUACCAGGACAGACUGGACUGCGAACAUCGAGCCCUGUCUGCACUGGAACUGCGCACUGCCAGGCUGCUGGCUGUCCCCGCCCACCUGGAGCAGGCCCCUCCCGCUCCACUGUGUCAGCAGCUGCAGGCGAUGCAGGCUCGAUACGACAGUGUGAAGCAGAGCAGCAUGGAGGGUUUGGAGGCGGCCAGGAUGGAGCUGGAGGAAAGAGAGAAGGUUCGGGAGGAGCUGCAGGGCAUCCAGGGUUGGUUGGAGGCUGCAGAUGGUCUUCUGUCUGAGAUGGAGCAGAGCAGCAGCACACAGGAGCUUCAGGAAGUUCACAGCCAGAUGUUUACCCAGAAGGCUUUGCUCCAGCGCAUCAUGGAGAGCCUGAAGAUAAAGUACUCAGACAUGUACACUCUGGUCCCGAUCGAGAUCGAAAGCCAGCUGCAGGAGGCCAGACAGUCACUGCAGCAAGUAGAAGUAAAGGUGGAAGAGGCGGUGGAGAGGAGUGGUCCCGUCCAAAGGCUAGGGGCAAAGCUGUCUGAGAUCCAGGCUGGCCUGAGGUCAGUUCAGAAAAGACUUGAACAGAGAAGCCCCAGUGUGACUCAAGCCAAGAUCACUCAGAAGCGUGUGUGGGAUGAGCUGGACGUGUGGCACUCGUGUCUCGCCGCCCUGGAGGUGGACAUGCAGGACUUGGAGAAGCCAGAGGAGGCGCUGAGCCUCACUGAGAGACUCGUAGAGGUCCAGCAGCUCCACUCGCAGCUGGCCAAACAGGCGGAGCAGAGGACCACCCUCAUCAGCAAGAUUCGUCCGUGGCUUCAGGAGCAUCGGGAGAUGAUCAACAGCUCGACCGGCUGGAUGGCCGAGGCUCAGUCGUGGCUCGCUGCCCCCUGCACCUACAGCACCGCUAAAUGUCUGAGCAGCCACGUUCACGCUCUGCAGAUGGUGUUGGAUGACUCUGUACAGAUCCGAAAGACGCUGCAGGGCUUCGGCUCAGUCCUGAAGGAAAUGUCAUCGGUUUGCGACAUCACAACUCUGCAGGAAGAACUGAUCGAAGCCGAUCGCCAAGUGGCCAAUGUUCAAGACAGCUUCACUGCUCCCCUGUCUCAACUGGAGCACGCUGCUGCAGAGGUGGAAGCCAUAGAGAGUGAAGUCAGGCGGAUGGAGAAUGAUGUGGCUGAGAUUAAGACCUUACUAUCAUCUCCAGAGGCUUUCCCCAGCCCCAGAGAAGAAAGCCUCAAGGUUGUCGAGCAGAGGAUCCAGUCCAUGAGGAGAACUAUAGCUGAGAUCCAGAAGUGUAAACCAGACCUUUGUCUUCCCGACAAGUCUGAAGAGACUCUGACUGUCUUCACGGUGGUGGACCAGCUCCAGACUCUGCUGCUGGAACUGGAGAAGAAGGUCCCUGCUCUGUUCAUCCAGCUGCCUCCGACUCCAAUCCAAGCCAAAGCUCCGUCAGUGCAGCCGACGACGUCUCAGCCUCGACUCCUGACAUCCACUUCAGUGGAGGCUGAGAAGGAGGACGUGGAGCAGGGCCAAAUCAGAAUUGCCCAUGUUGAAGCAGACGUACUGAGGAGAUCCGGAGCCAUGCUGCUGACAGUGGAGCGGUCCUCACCUGAACAGAGAAAGUCCUGGACACCUGACAGGACUCAGCAGCGGAAGCAUCAAGGCGUGCUCCAGGCUGAAGAAGCCAGAGAGAGAAAAGGGAAUGAGGAGCAGAGAGUGGAAGGAAGUGGAGGAGGUGUUUUAUGGUGGCUCUGGGAUGCUUUCCUGGGCGCUUCUCCAGAGGAACCGGUGGUUGUUGUCCCAGAAGAGACUGAAGCUGCUGCUGGACGAAGCACUGAGCAGACAGGAGAAGAUAGACAGGAUGUUCAGGGCCCCACUGACACCACAGAAGAAAGUUCAUCUGAAGCUUUAUCAAAACCGCUGGGCACAGUCAGAACUCAGUCCCUGCCUGACCACAUGGAGCUCAUGAAGGGACAGAGGGGGCUUGCAUGGAGGGGGGAUGAGCCAGAGGGGCUGAAGACACACACAGUAUAUACACAGAGCACACACACACCUGCAGACUGCACGAAGGACUCAUGUACAGCUAGCGAGGAGGGCAAAGCCUUUAUAGCUGUAAGACCAGGAAGCAGUGAGGUGGACAGCGGUAUGUGGUCUCAAAGCUCGGUUCUGUCGGCUCCUGGACAAGUUGUGGUAAAAACUGCAGCAGCGGUAACCGCCACACAUGCACACGCUCAACUGAGUGUGACGUCAGCAGAUCGAGCCGAGGCCUCGGAGCCUCCAGCCUCCCCCGCCUGCACGGUCAGCCUGCAGCGUCACGACGCCACCGAGGGCCUGCGUCCUGCGGCGGCCCCGGCCCCGGAGGAGCCCCAGUCAGCCGGGUCCCAACCUGGGCCCCGCCUCGGCGAAGGUGUCCUCCAUGUCUGCCUGCAGAGGGUCGGCCAGCUGGAGCUGUGGCUGCAGGAAGCCCGCGGGAGCCUGUUAGCCGCCGGAGCGGCCGGUUCAUCGACCAUGCAGGACAGCGUGGAGCAGCAGCUCCUCACCUGCCAGGAGAUGUUCCUGGAGAUCGAGCAGAAGGUCGGCAGCCUGUCGGCGCUCGGCCAGCAGCAGGAGGAGCUGGGAGCUGUGGGCUCCCAGCAGGAAGCGGAGGAGCUGCUCUCCUCCAAACUGGAGCUCCUGAAGGCCAGACUGGUCGCCGUCCAGCAGCAGCUGCAGGACCGGCAGGGCGAGGAGAGGAGCAUCGCUCGCGGAGAGCCGCAGGAGCAGGAGUCGGCGCCUCAGCCAGAGCGCCCCCUGGAGUCCAAACUGAAGCGCAGCAGCAGCGUUCAGGAGAUCUUCUCCUCACCGAGAAACCAGCUGCUCAGACAGAGCAGCCUGCAGCAGCAGAAGGAGUUGGAGCAGGAGCUGAAUGAACAGAGAGGACUGACUCAGGCCAUCGCCAGGCAGGGCAGCAGAGCCCGACUCCACAGCCAGGACCCGGAGGACCGGAGCCAGCUGUCGCCACGGUCUCCUCCUGCUGAGGCUGAUGUGGAGGAGGACGCUGCUCAGAAGAAGUGGGAUCGCCUUCACACUCGGCUGCUGGGUUUGGAGGAGAGCUGGCUGCUUCCUCCCUCUGAGGUGCCAGACUCAUCUAUGAGGCGUAGUGAUGGAACAGCGGGACGUAUGAUUGGCACACAAACCCUGAAAGAGCUCCAAACCCACAUCAGAGUCCUGAGAGAGCUGGGACACACGGCGGCAGAGCGCCUGAAUCAGGACUCGCCGGUGGACGUCUCCCAUCCGACGCUGGACGAGGGUUUGUUUCACGUGCUGUAUGGCGCGGCCCUGUCUCUGUCCUCCAUCAGCAGCCUGCUGCACUCGGCUGCUGGGACGACGCGUGAAGAAGACGCACAGCUGAGGCUGCUGCAGAGUCUGUCAGCAGAGCUGGCUACGCUCAGCAGCGAGCUGGCCUCUCAGGGGUCAAAGGUCGGCCGUGUCCUGGGGUCAGCGUGCGGUCAGCAGUGUGUAGAGGAUGUGCGGCGAGUCCUUCCUGUGGCCCAGGCUGCACUGGCGGGCAGAGAGAAGCAGCUCAGAAACCUGCAGGAGGCCAAUAUGAAGCAACAGUUGCAUCUAAAUGAGUUGCAUGCAGCCUUCACGUCUAACCAGGUGACCGUUCACCAAAUAAUUAAUGAAUUCGGUGGAACGCUGGGCCUUAACGAGCGACUUCAGGCGGCGGUUCAGACGCAGGAGUCUCUGCAGCAGCAGGUGGAGCAGGUGAGCUCCCUGCUGGAGGAGGCUGACCGACACAACCUGUCUGCCUCUCUCCUCCACCAGGCCACACAGCUGCAGGGUGAGCUGGACAGAGCUCUGGGUGGUGUUGGCUCCCGCUGCGAGGAGCUGAAGAGCAGCGUGGAGCUGCAGCAGCAGUACGAGCGGCUGGUCCACAGCCUGGAGGAGCUGCUCGCUCUGGGCUCCGAACGCCUCGAACAGCGGCCCGACGCAGAGCUCCACAGCCGGGCUGAGCUCCAGCAGCAGCACAGCGGUCAUACGAAGUUCUUCCAGUUCCUGGGCCAUCAUUCUAGGAUCCUGCAGUACCUGACCCAGAGGGUCCCAGAGAGCGCCCUCCAGAGGUGGGAGGGUGUAGUGAUGGUCCUGCAGAGCGAGGUGGCCCGACUGCAGCAGCACGGACUGGAGGAAGGGACCAGGAUGCAGGAAACACUACAGAUGUGGUCACAGUGGGACGAGGACAGCCGCUGGUCAGACUCCCUGCUGAGAGACAUCGAGACUUCAUUUCCCAAGAUGCACGAGAGGGAUGAUUCUGAGGAGCAGAUAUCAGAGGAGCUCUCUGUCUACCAGGAGCUGCGUCGCCUCCUGCAGGCGAACGAAGCUCGGCUCAGUCGGACGCUGGAGGCGGGGCUCUGGCUGCAGAGGGCGGGAUUUAGAGGAGCAGGUGUGUCCACCAGCAAGCUGAAGGCCCGCUGGAGAGCCCUGCACAAGAAGGUGGAGCACAAACACAUUCAUGUAGACAAGAACUGGAAGCUGAGGAGCAGGUUUUUUCGAGACUCUGCUGUCCUGGCCGACUGGAUGGGCGGGGCCCGAGAGAUGAUUGACAAGUGUAGUCAGCUCACUCUCUCAGCCAAUGAGGAGACGGAUGCUAAACAGAAGCGGGACCACUACCUCCAGAUUGUGGCUUUGACCAAAGACCUGGAGGCCAAAUCUGGACUGAAGGUGGCCGUCAUCGCCGCCGGAUCUCAGCUGGAGCAGCUGAGGGAAGCAGAUGGAGACGCAGACAUAAAUCCAGAGGACAGAGAGGCGUCACUGUUUCAGGCUUCAGAUCCAGAUCUCUGUUCCAUCCAGUCCCGGCUCAGACAGAUAGAACUGGACUGGUCCGGUCUGCUGGACCAGGUUCCUGCUGUCCAGCAAGCUCUGCACAAGCGAUGGAUGGAGGCUUUGACCCAGCAGGCGGCGCUGCUGGAGCUGCAGGUCUGGCUGGGAGCUGCCGAGUCCCGGCUGGAGGAGCAUCGCAGCAAAAUCAAGCAAAGCUGCUCCACCAACACGGAUCUGCGUCAGCUCCUGAGAUACUGCAAGGAGUGUCAGACAGAGAUGUUGGCCCAUCAGGCCACGCUGGACUACGCUAACCAGCCGGUGCACCCGUGCAGUACCGAGGAGGGCCACAGGGGGCGCUGGGAACACAACCAGUUUGCAGAGGAGCAGGGUCGUCUCAACCACCAGUGGCUCAGUCUGCAGGAAAGCCUCGCCUCUCAGAUCCAGGAGGUGGAGCAGGAGCUGAGGAGCAGGGUGGAGCGGGAGGCCCGACUGCAGCAGAUCAGCAGCUGGAUCGCAGAUCAGAGGCUCUGGAUUGACUCGGCUUGGGCGCCCAGCGGCCAGGCGGAGCUGCGAAGGAGCGUCGACACCUGCCAGGAUCUCGAGGAGAAGAUCAGGCAGAAGUCUGCAGCUCUUCAGGAGCUCAGGGACAAACUUGACGGUGGAGGAGAAAACAGCAGCUGUGAUUUCAUCUCUCAGACAGAUAAAUCCAUCCAGGCCUGUGCAGCUCUCAGGCAACAGAAUGAGUCCGUGACGCUGAGGCUGAUUGAGACGCAGCAGCUGUGGGACCGCGUGGAGAAGCGGCUGAGAGAGCUGAUGCUGAAAACAGCGAGAACAUCUCAGACUCUUGAUUAUCACAGCGGCCCUCGGAUCUGCCUGCAGGCACACAGAGACCUUCAGGGAGCGCUGCAGCGUCUUCACGAGGAGACGGAAGCUUCAGAGGCGGAGUGGGACGAACUGAGUCGAGCCGUCUCCUCCCUCAGAGACGUCAUCAGUCCUGCUGCCGGCGUCCUCCUCACCGAGCAGCUGGACAGACAGAGAGACAGUUGGACUGUGGUGUCCACAGCGUUGGACCAGCAGCUCCAGAGGAGUCGGGGCGUCCUGCAGGUCUGGGAGGUCUAUGCCCGGCUGGCUGCGUCUUUGUCCCAGCAGCUGCAGACACUGCAGAGCGACUUCGAGUCGGCGCUGAGCCGAGCGCCUGCAGACGAUGACGCCGUGAAGCAGGUCGCUGUCGACAUCCACGGCGUUCAGAGUCUCCUGCAGAGGACAGACACUUUGCAGUCUGACCUGGAGGGGGUGUUGGAGGCCUCCAAGGACUUGAUUGGCCACCUGGAACCUUCAGCUGCCAGCCUGGUCCAAUCAGAGAGCCGGUUGUUGUCACGUGGCGUCCAGCAGCUGAGCCGGGCGCUAACGGGGAAGCUGGGUCAGCUCCAGGAGGAGCUCGAGCGGCUGCAGGAGUUUGGACACGACCUGGAGUCACUGGAGAGAAACCUGGAGCUUUGGGAGGAGCGUCUGAAGAACGAGGCUCGGACAGCAGGCCAGUCUGGCCUCCUGGAGCUGAGCGGCCUGUCUGCUGACCUGGAUGUGCUGAAUGAGCAGAGCCGCAGCCUGACGCCGGGUGACGCUGCAGCACGCCGCCUGCAACGCCUCAACCGCUGCUGGGCCGACGCCUCCGCCAGAGCCGAGGAGGCCUGCAGUGAGCUGCAGACGGAGGCGCUGAGGCGGCAGAGCUUCGAGCAGAAGUGUGAGAGCUGGAUGUCUUUCCUGCAGAGGAUGGAGGACGGUCUGGCCGUUGACGUGGCGGGCUCUUACAUCGGCCUCCGACAGCAGCUCUGCACACACAAGCGCUUUCAGGCGGAGCUGUCCAUCGGCCAUCAGAUCCUUCACUCGGUCAUCACCGAAGCUCUCCAUCUGCUGCAGAGAGGAGAGGUGGAGGACAGGAGUGACUUCAUCCUGAAGCUCGCCCAGCUCAGGGAGCACUGGCAGGGGGCGGUGCAGAGGGCCGACCAGCGGCGCUCCCUGGUGGAGGGGCUGGUGAAGCACUGGCACCUGUACAAACGCAGCCAGAGGAAGCUGCAGAGGUUCCUGUCGGACACGCAGACCCUCCUUCCCCCCGCCGGGCCGGCCCGAUGCAGCCUGCAGCAGCUGCGACGCUCCCUGCAGGACCUCCAGCACACGGAGCUGUUGUUCCAGAGGUAUCAGUGCAGUUUCAUCCACACGCUGGACGUCGGCAGGCAGCUCUUCUCAAUGGGGGACGAGGAGACCCAGACUCAGCUGCAGACGGAUCUGGGAACCCUGCAGGAGGAGUGGGACAACCUGCACAGCCUGCUGGGCCGGAGGAUGGACCUCACCGAGGCCAUCGUCAAGAACUGGGAGCGCUGCGAGGCCGGACUAGCGGACAGCAUGCUGCAGCUGAAGGACAUGAAGACCAGGCUGAACCAGUCGAUGCCAGAGAGCGACGAUGAGGUGCAGAGUGCUGAGAAACUCAACAAGGAGAACGAGGACUCCCUGGAGGACUGGGCCGAGAGCCUGACGGAGCUGAGCGCCAUGAAGACGGAUCUGUCCCAGUACAUCAUCGCCGACGACGUCCUGCUGCUGCAGGAGCAGGUGGAGCACCUGCACGGGCAGUGGGAGGAACUCUGCCUCAAGGUGUCUCUGCGUAAACAGGAGAUCGCCGAUCGUCUGAACGCCUGGAUCAUCUUCAAUGAGAAGAACAAGGAGCUGUGCGAGUGGCUGACGCAGAUGGAGAACAAGGUGGCGCACAACUCCGACCUCAACAUCGAGGAGAUGGUGGAGAAGCUCAAGAAGGACUGCAUGGAAGAGAUCAACCUGUUCAGUGAGAAUAAAACCCAUCUGAAGCAGCUCGGAGAACAACUCAUCACAGCCAGCAACCGGACGAAAGAGACGGAGAUCAACGACAAGCUGAAGGACGUCAACGACCGCUGGCAGCAUCUGUUUGACCACAUCGAGGCCAGGGUGAGGAAGCUGAAGGAGACGCUGGUGACGGUGCAGCAGCUCGAUAAGAACAUGAGCAACCUGCGGACAUGGCUGUCUCGUAUCGAGGCGGAGCUCGCCAAGCCGGUGGUGUACGGCGUCUGCCACAGCGACGAGAUCCUGAGGAAGCUGGCCGAGCAGCAGGAUCUGCAGCGGGACAUCGAGCAGCACACGGAGAGCGUGGCGUCGGUGCUGACUCUUUGCGACGUCCUGCUCCACGACGCCGACGCCUGCGGCAGCGACUCUGAGAACGACUCGAUCCAGCAGACCACCCGCAGCCUGGACCGGCGCUGGAGGAACAUCUGCGCCAUGUCCAUGGAGAGGAGGAUGAGGAUUGAGGAGACCUGGCGUCUCUGGUGUAAGUUCCGGGACGACUACUCUCGGUUUGAAGACUGGCUGAAGACAGCCGAGGUCACUGCAGCGAGCCCGGACUCUGCCAACGUCCUCUACACCAGCGCCAAGGAGGAGCUCAAGAAGUUCGAGGCGUUCCAGCGGCAGGUUCACGAGCGCCUGACUCAGCUGGAGCUGGUCAACAAACAGUAUCGCCGUCUGGCCCGGGAGAACCGAACCGACGCCGCCAGCAAGCUCAAAGUCAUGGUCCACGAGGGGAACCAGAGGUGGGACAGCCUGCAGAGGAGGGUGGCUGCCGUCCUGCGCAGACUCAAGCACUUCACCUCUCAGAGGGAAGACUUUGAGGGAACCCGGGAGGGGAUCCUGGUCUGGCUGACAGAGAUGGACCUCCAGCUCACCAACGUGGAGCACUUCUCCGAGAGCGACGUCGAAGACAAGAUGAGACAGCUGAACGGCUUCCAGCAGGAAAUCACCCUGAACACCAACAAGAUCGACGCCCUGAUCGUGUUUGGAGAGAACCUGAUCCAGAAGAGCGCCCCUCUGGACGCCGUGCUGAUCGAGGACGAGCUGGAGGAGCUGCACUCCUACUGCCAGGAGGUGUUCGGCAGAGUGGCUCGCUUCCACCACCGCCUGGUCAACAGACGCCCGGUCCUGGAGGAGGAGAGGGACCUGUCAGACCGGGACACGGACCUGAACGACUCACCCGAUCUGACCGACGGGACUUCCUGGAGCGAGGUGAGGAAGAAGGAGGAGGAGGAGGUUCCAGUAGCAGGCGGGGUCUCGGCCGGACGGCAGGCCGUGUGUCACCUCCUGGCGCCCCCUCUGGAGCGGUCGGGACGAGAGACCCCCGUCAGCGUGGACUCCAUCCCGCUGGAGUGGGACCACACGGUCGACGUGGGGGGAUCGUCAUCGCACGAGGACGACGAGGACGCCACCUUCUUCAGCGCUCUGUCAGAUGUGAAGGUCACAGAGAGCUCAGAGUCCUUCGUUAAAGCGACCGUCACGGCGGUGAAAGCGGCCUCUGGUAGGCGCUCUGCCUCCUGCAUGCGACUCUGGCACCAGCCUGGCUCCCCCGCCAGGAAACGAGCCCCCCGAGGCCUGAGCUCGUCUCCCACACACGCCACCAGCACUCCCUACCACCAGCAGGGCUACGCUAAGCUCAUGUCAGAGUGCAGCGGCAGCAUCAACAGUGUGAAGAGGGUCAAGCUGAUCCUGAACGAUGAGGAGGAGCUGGAGGAUCCGGGUCUGACCAGCAGCAUGGCCGACAACAUCCCGCUGAUGUGUUGACAGUAACUCGGUUCCUCUGCAGGUGUGAUCGAGCGCUGGGAGCUGCUGCAAGCGCAGAAGUUCAACAACGACACAGACGUCAAGCAGGACCUGCAGCAGUGGCAGAAGCUGAACUCCGACCUCUGUGAGGUCACUUCCUGGUUGGGCAGGGUGCUGCCGGAGCUGGAGAGGCUGCAGCGGAUCGCGCCGUCCACCGGCAUCCGAGACAUCGAGGUCAACAUCAGGAAACUGAAGGAGAUGCAGAAGACUUUCAACAGCUACAAGUGUCUGAUGAUCUCUGUCAACCUGAGCAGCCGUCACUUCCUGCGGGGCGACAGCGCCGAGCUGCGGGAGCUGCGGGAAGCCCUCGGCUCGGCCAAUCGCAGCUGGACGCAGGCCUGCGGCGGCCUGGAGAGCUGGGAGAGGCGGCUGCACUCCGCGCUCAUGCAGUGUCAGGAGUUUCACGAGACGCUGCACUCUCUGCUGCUGUGGCUCGCGCAGGCCGAGAACAAACUCGCCACAGUGAACGCCGGCGACCCGUUGACGCCACGCUCCAUCCUGCUGGAGCACAGAGACACGCUGACGACUCUGCAGGAGGAGCUGUGCGGCCGCCAGCGGCAGGCCUCCUCGCUGCAGGAGAUCUCCUCUCAGCUCCUCCUGGAGGCCACGGGAGAAGACAGCAUCGAGGCCAAGGAGAAGGUCCACGUCAUCUGCAACAAGCUGCGUCUCCUGCUGCGACAGGCGGCCGCCGACCUGCACGCCCUGCAGGGAAGACUGGUGGGUCCACUUUUACCUGAGUCUGGUCUGACAGAGCAUGAAGGCUCUGCCGGUCUACAGGCAGCGACAGCCGGACAACCAGCCGCCAGGAGGAGGGACUCUUCCCCACAGAGACCCCUCUUCUACCGGGUUCUACGAGCCGCCUUCCCCCUUCACCUGCUCUUCUUCAUGCUGCUGGUUCUGGCCUGCCUGGUGCCCCUGUCUGAAGAGGACUACAGCUGCACACUGUCCAACAACUUCGCCCGCUCCUUCUACCCGAUGCUGCGUUACACCAACGGCCCCCCGCCCACAUGAAAACUGCCACGACGCCGGGCGGUGAAGUUCGUCUCAGAGAGAUCCUCAACGGACCCGUCAUCAGUGUUAAAAUACCAACUCAAAGACCCGUUCUUCACCAGGCAGCAGCACCGCCCGCCAUGUCUGAAGGCCUCACGUGUGUUUUGACUAAAUUUUAUUGGUGUAUUUAAAAAUGUAUUUAUUGUUUGUGGAGCUCCACAGUUCUAGAAAAAAGAAGCCAUACGACCGGUUUGUUUGAAGGUUUUGUCAUUUUUUUAUACGUAGAUUUUCCAUCGAACGUCCCCACAGAACAUCUCCAACACACAUCAAGAUUUAUUUUGGUAUCUACAGUAUAUUUUCAUUUUUGUACUUUCGCUCUCAGCCCUGCGCUCGAAUCCGAAGGAAACGGAACGUUAUAACCAAAGCAUCCAGAAAUCGAGACGUAGACGCGCCGUUUUCUACCACUGCAGCUAUUUUUACUGUUUUUCAUAGAAGGCAGCCAAUUGUUGAUGGCACAUUUUGUACAGAGAAGAGGCGAAAUGUUUUUGCUGACUUGCCUUUCUGUAGCCAAGAGAAUUUCCACAACUUUAUCAGAUAAUGUACUUUAAAUGGUGUUAAUGAUGAAUUUUGUAUAUAAAGGCAAACUACUGAGAAAGAAAUAGGUAAAUUAUUGUUUCUGUGCGCGAGUGUGACGCUGAGACCUAUCAGAGUAAUUUAACACGGGGCAAUAGUUUGAAAUGCUUUUACGUUGUAUAUCUGUGGCUUUCAAAGUCAUUCUGGCUUGUUACACUGAAUUUUGAGCCGAUGUGAUGAAGAUAUUUUCCUACGAUAACGGAAACUCGACUGACAUUGUUUUGGCGGUCGUGUUUGGAUAUUUCAGCAGAUCGCUGAACCGAAACGUUUCGUAAAAAGGCACAGAUCCUCAAAUUAAAGCUGCACGAGGAGAUUCUUGACCACUAGGGGGCAGAAAGAGUCUAAAUGAAACGACAAACACAUUGUUGAGACUGUAGAUUUUGCUCGGUGGAAGCGCUACGGCUUGAGAGUCAACCCUCCGGCCUACAUGCAGCUGUAAAACCAAAGCAGUUUACAGAGUUGAGAGUUGAUUCUCAGUGUGUUUGGAACUAUGAGCAACCAUUACACGUUCGAUUUGAGGCAUUUGAUUCAAUGCAAUCUCAAAAAUAUGGCUUAAUUAAGUUUUAAAGGGAGUUUUUUUUUUUAAGAUUUGGUUAAUGAUGCUGCAAUAUUAGGCAGGAAGUCAAAAGAUUAACAUCAGCAAACAUAUCACACUGCCAUUUAACACGAGGAUGCAGCUGUGUGUUCUUCAUAUCUAAAAAUCUAAACUGUACUUUGUCUUUCAUAACUCACCCAACAUUGUCCAAGUUGGCCCCACGGAGCGAAGCAUCAAGCAGGUUACAACAGGUGGAUUAUAAAGAAAUACAGCUUGUUGUUUAUACUGUAAUGAAACGCGGUGGAUUCACCUGAACGCUGCUCUGAAACACUCUUCAGUUGUUGCUGGUGUCAAAAUCGAACAAGCCAGACUUGGAGCAGAACACGAAUGUAAGCAAUCCUUUGGGCGUUGAAUGUAGCUGUGCACAUGCACAAUCAAAGAUCGUUAAAUGUAAUUUACACGUUAAAUGAUUUGAAACUCAGUGUUUGUACAUAAUAUCCACCUCGCAGUCAGAGGGGCAGCAGAACAGAAACGAACAACAAAGUGUGUAAAGUUUUAUUUUGUGAACUGUUAUUUAUGGGUUGUAUAGAUUGACAAUAAACCGUGUUUGCCAUGA
This is a messenger RNA of Chelmon rostratus (copperband butterflyfish), 34619 nucleotides long. RefSeq names its product spectrin repeat containing, nuclear envelope 2b (gene syne2b). NCBI's taxonomy places the organism in Eukaryota, Metazoa, Chordata, Actinopteri, Chaetodontiformes, Chaetodontidae. Gene Ontology annotation, molecular function: protein binding. The record is from RefSeq and is a predicted model, not a curated record. The transcript has 130 exons. Gene Ontology annotation, cellular component: membrane.